AUGGAGCCUCCUUCUGGAUUCCCGAGACUUGAGAAGCUGCUGCCUCUGCGUUCCACGGGCCACUUCCGGAUCUUGUUCCUGAGCAGCGGGCCGCAACGAUGCAACGGCGCAACGCGCAGUGGAGCGCCGCGGCACAAUAAGGGGCGCAACGGCGCACACCGGAGCGCAGCGGCGCACCCCGGAACACAAUGGCGCACCGGCGCUAGAUGGCGCAGCGGAGCGCAACGGCGCACCAAGGAGCACACGGCGCGCAGUGGAGCACAGCGGAGCGAAGCGGCGCAGACCGGAGCACACGGCGCACCGACACAAAGAGGCGCAGUGGAGCGCGACGGGGCACCAAGGGGCGCAGCGGCGCACAAGGAGCGCAACGGCGCACACCGGAGCACCACGGCGCAGCCGCUCAAAGAGGCGCCGAGGAGCGCAGAGGCGCACCAAGGAGCGCUACAGCGCACAAUGGAGCCCAAAGGCGCACACCGGAGCACUACGGCGCACCGGCGCAAAGAGGCGCAGCGAAGCGCAACGGCGCAAUUAGGAGCGCAGCGGCGCACACCGGAGCGCAACGGCGCACACCGGAGCACUAAGGCGCACCGGCGCAAAGAGGCGCAGCGGAGCGCAACGGCACACUUAGGAGCGCAACGGCGCACACUGGAGCGCAACGGCGCACACCGGAGCACUAAGGCGCACCGGCGCAAAGAGGCGCAGCGGAGCGCAACGGCGCACUUGGGAGCGCAACGGCGCACGUAG
Messenger RNA from Cydia strobilella, 744 nucleotides. RefSeq lists its product as uncharacterized. The coding region runs from base 1 to 744 and encodes 247 amino acids. The transcript has 2 exons. The record is from RefSeq and is a predicted model, not a curated record. NCBI's taxonomy places the organism in Eukaryota, Metazoa, Arthropoda, Insecta, Lepidoptera, Tortricidae.